Hydatigera taeniaeformis is the source of this 1950-nucleotide messenger RNA. NCBI's taxonomy places the organism in Eukaryota, Metazoa, Platyhelminthes, Cestoda, Cyclophyllidea, Taeniidae. The record is from the annotation of a GenBank genome assembly.
AUGAAUUGUUCAGAUAUUGAGGAUGGAGUUGAACACGAUAGGCCUAAAAAGCUCGCGAUAGGCGUGCCAGGUGGUUUUGAACUUCCCCAGGACAAAUUCACCGUCAUCGAGAAGUGGUGUCUUCGUCGUUUCCCUGGAGGACACUCACUGGAUAUUCCUUGUCCAUUGGAGAAUUCCGCAGUUGCAGAUGUGUCACAUCUGGAGGGUCUGGGUCUAUCCACCAAACUCAUGUCCUGCAUUAAUGCCAUUCAGCGUUGCGACUCGGCCAUUCUCAUGGCUGAGCGCGCUUCUGCAGCUGCCGCUUGGGAGGCCGAAAAUGUUCGCCCAGUUUCGAAAUUCGCUCAAAGUUUAAUUCAGCUGAACAAUGGAGUCACUGUUCCACCCAGUGGUCUCAAGUGUCACAAGUGCGAGCUGACAACGAACUUGUGGAUGAAUCUUACCGACGGAACGAUUUCCUGUGGUCGAAGGUUCUGGGAUGGUUCAGGCGGCAAUAAUCACGCCAUUGAACACUACGAGCGCACCAAGUAUCCCUUAGCUGUGAAAUUGGGUACAAUCACACCCAAUAGCGCCGAAGUCUUCUCUUACGCGGAGGACGACAUGGUGACUGACCCAUUGUUGGCUCAGCAUCUAGCUCACUUUGGUAUUGACAUGCAGUGUCAGCGCAAGACCGAUCGCACUGUGAUGGAGAUGGAGGUGGAAGCCAACGAGCGACUAGGCGAAUGGCUCACCCUGCAGGAGGCUGAUCGCAAGCUCACUCCUCUUUAUGGACCAAGUCUCACCGGACUAGUUAACCUCGGCAACACUUGUUAUAUUAACUCGGCUAUACAGGUUCUUUUUGCGACGGAGGCUUUUCGCAGACGCUAUGCUCUCGCCUUACCUAGUUUUGUCGAAACGGCAAUGGACACCGUAGCACGCACUGGAAGUGCAACUGCUGCUGUGGAGUCUUUCGGCUUGCAGAUGAGCAAGUUAGGUCAGGCACUCUGCUCUGGUGUCUACUCGUUCCCUCCAAUGGAGAUGGGUCAGAUCAAGGAGGGGGAAGUGGUGCCCAAACAACCUGAUGUACAGGAAUUCCUUGUCCACCUCUUUGACCUGGUGGAACGUGAGGUGGGUGAAAAUUCGGCAAUUGGCGCUCCUUCUCCUCUGCAUUCGCUUUCCUUUGCUGUGGAAGAUCGCAUCCAAUGCGCAUUGACUGGCAAGGUUCAAUACAAGGAACGAAUGGAGACAAUUCUCUGCCUUCCGAUUCCGCUGGAGUCGGCAACAAACAGAGACGAGUUUGACGCCUACGAGAAGCGCAAAAGUGAAGCAGAGAAGACGAAGACACCGUUCAAGGAGGAUCCUGUCUACUUAAAAAUUGGCAUUGAGGCGACUUGGGCAGCUCAGGAAGCAAUACAAGAUUUCAUUUCUCCGGCCACCGAUCCACCUGGUCAAAGGACUACAGCACUUCGUUCUUCCCGCUUGGUCACCUUUCCCGACAUUCUCUGCGUACAGAUGCUGAAAUUCACUCUGAGCGAAAACUGGCUUCCACGAAAGUUGAAUGUGGCUAUUCAGCUGGAUCCAAAUUCCCCCGCGGACGGGCGUCCUCACUCUGGAUGGCGGUUAGACCUUUCCGAUCUCCGUGCUCUUGGUGGACUUCAACCUGGCGAGGAAGCUAUGCCUAGUGAGGCCACUGACCACUUGCACGAAUCAGCAGCAACAGCAGACGAGGCCGUGAUGGAACAACUGCAGAGCAUGGGUUUUACACGCAACGCCUGUCUGCGUGCCUGUCUAGCGACAGCCUCGAACGUCGAGGCUGCAUCAAACUGGCUAAUGGAACAUUUGGACGAUUCUGAUCUCAACGACCCCAUCUCUGGUACCACAUCUUCCCCCAAUGCUUCCGGCGUUACCGUUGAUACGGGUGCCCUUGCCACGCUGCUCGAAAUGGGUAUCACGGAGGACCUAUCACAGAUCUGA